AUGCUGUUGUGUGAGUUGCAAUAUGAUACUAUUUCUUUGACUCGUGAGCACGAUGCAAAUGUCUCCAAGUUAAAUGAAGAACAGAGGGUGGUCUACGAUAAAAUUAUUGAUUGUGUUUCGAAUAAGAGGCACGGAUUCUUUUUUGUGUACGGGUUUGGUGGCACUGGAAAAACUUUUUUAUACAGAGUUUUGUCAGCUAGAUUGCAAUCUGAGAAAAAGAUUGUUAUAAACGUUGCUUCUAGUGGUAUUGCUUCUCUGUUGUUACCUGGUGGUAAGACGGCGCAUUCUAUGUUCAAUAUUUCUGUUGAGCUGACUGAAGACACUGUUUGUCAGAUUAAGAAGGAUAGUCCAAAAGUUGAGGUAGUCCGAUUGGCCGAUUUGAUUAUUUGGGAUGAGGCACCGAUGUCUAACAAAUUAGCAUUUGAAGUGCUCGAUAGGACGUUGCGGGAUAUAAUGGUUUCGGUCUCUGAUAGGAAUAAAAAUUUACCUUUUGGUGGGAAGGUGGUCAUUCUUGGUGGUGAUUUCAGGUUAGCAAGUGGAUUGGAACAAUCAACUGCUCAGGAGUUAAGGUCGUUUUCAGAUUGGAUACUUCAUAUCGGUGAAGGUCUAUGUGGAACUCUGGUCAAUGACAAACUUCUUGUUGAUAUUCCUUCUGAUCUAAUCAUUCCUGUUUUGGAAAAUCCAGUGGAAGAUAUUAUUAGGUGUUCUGGUCUACCUAAUCAUUCGUUGAAGUUGAAAAUAGGCGUGCCUAUUAUUUUGUUGAGGAAUGUUGAUCCAGCUGGGGGUUUGUGUAAUGGGACUCGACUUGUUGUGCGAGAUCUAGGGACAAAUGUGAUCGGUGCGGAUAUUGUUUCUGGUAGCAAUGUUGGGGAUAAAGUUUUUAUCACCAGAAUGAAUUUGAUUCCUAGUGAUACGGUUAUACCGUUUAAAUUCCAACACCGUCAAUUCCCAGUUUCUCUGUCGUUUGCGAUGACAAUCAACAAAAGCCAGGGUCAGACAUUAUCAACAGUUGGUUUGUUCUUGCGUCGUCCUGUGUUUUGUCACGAUCAACUUUAUGUAGCUCUUUCCCGAGUUAGGAAUAGAAAUGGUCUGAAGAUUUUACUUUAUGAUGAAGGAUUAGUUGAUCCUACCAGGACUGAAAAUAUUGUAUUUAAGGAAGUUUUUGAUAAGAAAUAA
Molecule: messenger RNA, 1176 nt
Organism: Arachis stenosperma
Lineage: Eukaryota; Viridiplantae; Streptophyta; Magnoliopsida; Fabales; Fabaceae
Exons: 3
Coding region: 1-1176 (391 amino acids)
Biological process (GO): DNA repair; telomere maintenance
Molecular function (GO): DNA helicase activity
Source: RefSeq, a predicted model, not a curated record